Messenger RNA from Daucus carota subsp. sativus, 792 nucleotides. RefSeq names its product ferredoxin, root R-B1. Gene Ontology annotation, cellular component: plastid. Gene Ontology annotation, biological process: electron transport chain. The record is from RefSeq and is a predicted model, not a curated record. Gene Ontology annotation, molecular function: electron transfer activity; 2 iron, 2 sulfur cluster binding. The transcript has 2 exons. Bases 182 to 643 code for a protein of 153 amino acids. Lineage: Eukaryota; Viridiplantae; Streptophyta; Magnoliopsida; Apiales; Apiaceae.
AAGUUUGUUUUUUGAUUGUAUUCAUUGCAUCUUGAGUGUGUGGUUUAUCAUUUGGUAAAGUGUGGAGCCUCGAGUGAAGAACAGAGAGCUACUCGCUUGUUUCUUCUCAUAGUGCUCCAAAAAUUUACUGCCUUGGUAGAAUUGGAUAAUAUUGUCCUAUUAUCUUAUCAAUUCUGUCGAGAUGCUCAUGUCAACUGUGAGAGUUCCCUCCCAAUGUAUGUUGAGAACUGCUUCUCGGCCUCAAAGCCCACUUAACGUUGCCAAAGGCCCAACUUCCAUUGCAGCAGUAAAGAGCAUCUCCAAAUCCUUUGGCUUGAAAUCUUCAAAUGGUUUCAGAACAUCAGCAAUGACAGUAUACAAGGUUAAGCUGGUUGGACCUGAAGGAGACGAGAAAGAGUUUGAUGCCCCUGAUGAUACUUACAUUCUAGAUGCUGCUGAGGAGGCAGGGAUUGAGCUUCCAUAUUCCUGCAGAGCAGGUGCAUGUUCCACCUGUGCCGGUAAAGUGGUGUCGGGAGCUGUUGACCAGUCAGAUGGAUCCUUUCUCGACGAGAACCAAAUGAAAGAAGGUUAUUUGUUGACCUGUGUCUCGUACCCCACUUGUGAUUCUGUGAUCCAUACCCACAAAGAAAGUGAUCUUUAUUGAGUAGUCUGUAUUAGGGCAUAAGAUAUCUUUUCAUCUGCAAGCAUAGCAAUUUGGUAAUGUUUGAACCAUGUACCAAAAUAAUAUACAUAUAAAAAGAGGAGGCUGCCCUGGCCUUUCGUUAAAUAUUCUAAUUAUCGUGUUUUGCAGUA